CGCGCCCCGCCGCCAGCAUGAGCGCCCCCGCCGCGCCCCGCAUCUUCGCCCCCGGCGAGAACUGCAGCCCCGCGUGGCAGGCGGCGCCCGCGGCCUACGACGCGGCGGACACGCAGCUGCAGAUCCUCGGCAAGCCGGUGAUGGAGCGCUGGGAGACCCCCUACAUGCACGCGCUGGCGGCCGCCGCCACCUCCAAAGGGGGACGGGUGCUGGAGGUUGGCUUCGGCAUGGCCAUCGCAGCUUCCAAGGUGCAGGAGGCCCCCAUUGAGGAGCACUGGAUCAUCGAGUGCAACGAGGGCGUCUUCCAACGGCUCCAGGACUGGGCCCAGCGGCAGCCACACAAGGUGGUUCCCUUGAAAGGCCUGUGGGAGGAUGUCGCCCCUGCCCUGCCCGACGGCCACUUUGAUGGGAUCCUGUAUGACACCUACCCGCUGUCUGAGGAGACCUGGCACACACACCAGUUCAAGUUCAUCAGGGACCAUGCCUUUCGCUUGCUGAAGCCCGGGGGCCUCCUGACCUACUGCAACCUCACCUCCUGGGGGGAGCUGAUGAAGUCCCGGUACUCCGACAUCGUCACCAUGUUUGAGGAGACGCAGGUGCCCACCUUACUGGAGGCGGGCUUCAGGCGGGAGAACAUCGGCGUGGAGCUGGUGGAGCUGACCCCACCGGCCGAGUGCCGCUACUACGCCUUCCCGCAGAUGAUCGCGCCCCUGGUCCGUAAGCACUGAGCCUGCCGGCCUCGGGCUCGGCCUCCGGGGGGGCUUCAGUCCUGUCCCGGUGCCCCCACUCAGUGCCUUCAUAGCCAGGAGUGCAGGCUCUGGGCUCUCAGUCCUGGGUUCGAGUCCAGACACACCAGCAGUGGGACAAGCUUCCCUGACCUUCCCUGUCCAUGUCCUCAAGGACCCAAUAAACGCCAGCCCUGACGGGCAGGACGGCGCAAA
This is a messenger RNA of Neogale vison (American mink), 941 nucleotides long. RefSeq names its product guanidinoacetate N-methyltransferase (gene GAMT). Gene Ontology annotation, biological process: creatine biosynthetic process. Gene Ontology annotation, cellular component: cytoplasm; nucleus. Gene Ontology annotation, molecular function: guanidinoacetate N-methyltransferase activity. NCBI's taxonomy places the organism in Eukaryota, Metazoa, Chordata, Mammalia, Carnivora, Mustelidae. The transcript is spliced from 6 exons. The record is from RefSeq and is a predicted model, not a curated record. Bases 18 to 728 code for a protein of 236 amino acids.